Molecule: messenger RNA, 2786 nt
Organism: Wyeomyia smithii (pitcher-plant mosquito)
Lineage: Eukaryota; Metazoa; Arthropoda; Insecta; Diptera; Culicidae
Gene: cass
Product: apoptosis inhibitor 5 homolog
Exons: 9
Coding region: 143-1798 (551 amino acids)
Biological process (GO): negative regulation of apoptotic process
Cellular component (GO): nucleus
Molecular function (GO): RNA binding
Source: RefSeq, a predicted model, not a curated record
CUACACCCAUACUGUUACUUUGCUAAACGUAAAUUUGCAGCUGAAGUUUCAACGCGUGUACUCAUAUUUUCUCGGAAAUAGCUAGAUAUUUUCUUAAACUAUUGAAUAAAGUGUGUCCAAAAUCAGUAAAAAUCGGCUCAUUAUGGAUUCCAACGGAGAUCGGAUAGAAAAGCUGUAUAAAAACUACGAAAUUUUAACCGACGCUAAGGAAAAAAUUGGGGAGCACGAGUUGGAGUAUCGUGAAAUUCUUGAUGCCGUUAAGGGUACGGCGAAGGAAAAGCGAUUGGCUUCGCAAUUCAUAGGAAAGUUUUUCAAGCAUUUUCCUGCACUAGCCGAGAUAGCCAUUGAUCGGCAACUGGAUCUGUGCGAAGAUGAGGAUGCUCAAAUUCGGAAACAAGCAAUCAGAGAUCUUCCCCAACUGUGUAAGGACUCGAAGGAACACACACCCAAAAUAGGUGACAUUCUUGCCCAGUUGCUGGUUACAGAAGAUGUCACCGAGUUACAGCAAGUGCACCAGUCCUUGCUUACAUUGGCAAAGUUUGAUGCCAUUGGAACAUUAACCGGAAUCUUCAGCCAAAUUGUGUCGGGAGACGAAACUACACGUUAUCGUAAUUUCCAGUUUAUUCUUAACAAACUAAUGAAAGUUGGAUCAGAUGUCAUUACAAAGGAGGUGGAAGAUUUUGUUAUUGCUGAAAUCAAAAAGAUUCUUUUGGACGUCAGUGCCGACGAGUUCCACCUAUGUAUGUCAAUUCUCAACCAAACAAAGCUAAGCAAAACGGUAACCGGUCACGCUGAACUGGUUGCGAUUGCGACCGAGCAAGCGGAUCUGGAUGCCGAACUUGGGUCACUGGCUAACGACGAUGAAACUGUUGAGAGAUUCAUUCAAUGUGCUAGCGAAGCGCUUCCGUAUUUUUCAUCUCAAGUUGAAUCAACUCAGUUUAUCAAAUUUAUGUGCGAGAAGUUGCUGCCACUAAAUGUUUGGAAGUCAAUUGGAGCUGGGGAAGACCAGCACACAACCCAAUUACGUCUCCUAAAAGUGUUUGCCGAAAUGUGUGCUUUUUGUGGAUCAUUAGAUAAACCGACAGAGAACGUAGAGGCAAUCUACAAUGUGCUAUUGGAAUUUAUGCCACUUCCACCGCUUGAUGCCGAUAUGAACGAAACGCCAUCGUUUCAAUUUUCGCAUACCGAAUGUCUUUUGUAUGCUCUGCAUACUUUGGGUAAACAAGCAGCCGAGUAUUUAACAUUUCCCAAUGAUAAUGGCAAACUAAAGGACUUCCGUUCAAGGCUACAGUAUUUAGCACGAGGUACACAAGGCUACAUCAAGAAGCUUCAAGAGACGGUAAAAGAUAAAACUGCUGAAGAAAAGAAGUCCGAGGAAAAUCAAAUUAAAAUCACAGCGCUGAUAACCACAUCCAACAUCAGCACGCUUAUUCGGGACCUGUUCCAUACACCACCAAGCUUCAAAUCAGUCAUCCACCUGUCAUGGGUGGCACCCAAGCCAAAUGGGGACUCCAAGUCACCGGGAAAAAGACACGCGGCAAUAACCUUUGACGAAAACGGCAAAUCCAAAGAUUCCAAGGGACCGAAGCACGCAAAAGGCAGCACGGGAGCACAAAAAGUCUACACACCUCCUUCGGGCAAAUAUUCCGGCAAGGUGCAGAAUUAUUCUUCCAAAAAUGGUGGCGGUAGCGGUAGUAGCAGCGGAAACAGUGGUCGUCGUUCGGGCGGCGGUAGUGGAAGUGGAUUUCGACGCAGCAGCUUUGGCGGACGAGGCAGCGGCGGCAGGAGACGAUACUAAGCAAUCGCUGCUGAUUGCGGACAAUUGCCUCUAAACGGGUGAGAUUGAAACACAAAGAGUGAACAGAGUACGAAUUUUAGCGCUAACUUUGUCCUACUAACAGCAAACAAGCUAUGGGAAAAUUUGGGGGUAAUUGGUUGACGGUGUUUUUAUUCGGUAAAUUUAAACUUAUGCUGCAGUUUGUCGUAAGUAAAUCUCGACGAAUCGCCACCACUGGAUAACUGGUGGAAUCAUCAACAUGGGAAGCCGGUUUUUGAAUCAGCUUGCAAUAAACUUUUAAACAUUUCUUUUUCAGGGCAGAUGCUGUAUCGAAAAUAUUUUCCACUCGUUAUUUAUUAUUCCGACUUUAUUGUUUUUUUCCUUUAAAUCAUCACAUUAGUUGACAAACUUAUUUAAUGAAAUGACCUUUCUCAUAUGUUUACCACAUUCCUAUUCUCCUAUUCUUUCCAUACCAUUAGAAAGCUAAAAAUUCGUACUCUUGUUAAAUCGCCGAAAUUUUUGAAAGAAAAUACUCACCGUGGGACAAAAUACAACAAACUAUCUCUGGCUCAAAGUGAACCGGUUGAUUCUAUCCAAAAGAGCGACAAACAGUAAACUGAAAAAAACUCAAACAAGAGUGUGUGCAGCCGAAGAUUUAAAUUCUGCUCUCAUAAAAUAAAAUGCACUCGCUCCAAGUGUAGUUUGUAUUGGCUUCCAUUUAUCAUUUUAAGCAGCAAACGAAGCCUAUACUAUGCAUGACAGUGAUUUCUGGCGCAGUGAAAGUUUUUUUGUUAAAAAAGCAGUUAAUGUAACCGAUUUGCACACUUUGACUUCAAAUUUCGAGCCGCUGAUUACAACCGCAACAAGAGCAACAGCAGUUGUUGGCCGCAAAGUACCAGCCUCACGGAGUUAUUCUGAUUUUGCACAUGUUUUAAAAUAUUUAAUUAACCCUUAUAUAUGGCAAUACGAUACCUAAUAUGCAGGUUAAUACAUAUUCUAGUGAGUAGAA